Adineta steineri is the source of this 1932-nucleotide messenger RNA. NCBI's taxonomy places the organism in Eukaryota, Metazoa, Rotifera, Eurotatoria, Adinetida, Adinetidae. The record is from the annotation of a GenBank genome assembly.
AUGUUGGUCACCUCUUCUCAAUCAUCUACUCAACGACCAUUGGGUUUGUCAGUUGAAGAACUCUAUGCAUUAGAUCGUCAAUAUCGUCGAAUUGAACAACAACAACAACAUUUAUCACAAUUACAAAAUCAACCACAUUUAACACCAUCUAAUCUUAAUCGUUUAGCUAGUCGUUCACUUGAUUUUAUUUCAUCAAAACAAACACCACUUACUGGACUUCCAUCGCUUGAAAUACAUGGUCAUGCAUAUAGUUAUCGACCACAACAUCCAUCAUCAUCUGCUAUAAACUAUCCACGAUCACAUUCUAUUGAUCAACUCAGAUAUAAUCAACCUACACUUACAACGCCUACAUCAGCACUUCUAAAGUCUCCACAUCAUCAACGAUCAACCAGUACUAGUACAACAAAUGAUAGUUUACAUCAACGUUAUCAUACCAGACAUCGAACCUAUUUACAGCAUCCUAGCAUGGCUACCGGUAAUACGCCAUCUUUGGGAAAUAACGCUCUACAUAAUAUUCCUCCAUCACCAGCUGAUCAAUAUGAUAUGCGAAAUUCUUGUAAAUUACGUCGACAACAUCCAAUUAAACGUGAAUCGUCACGUCGAAUUGUUGUUCGACCAGUUGUACAACGACGACGUGAGCCAUCAAUCAGUUCAUCAUGUGAAUCUUUAGAUGAACAACGUUCACCAAUGCGUCCUCUUCCAACUGAACAGUUUAAUUAUACCAAUCAAUCCGUACCAUUUACACCAUCUUCAUCAUUAACAACGAAUGUUAUUAAUGAAUUACAAAAAGAAACAACGAAUUUAAUCCGUACAUCAUCAAAUAAUGAGUCAUUAUCAGAUGAUAACGAUGUAAAUUUAUAUGAAAUGCGUAUACCUAUUGGUAAAACAUAUGAUACAUCAGAUAUAAGUGUACAAUUAGAAGGACCAAAAAUUUUAAUACAUUGUCAUACAAUUGAACCAACAGAUAAACGUGGAAAUUAUCGUAAACAUGAAUUUAAAACUGAAUUAUUAGUACCUGAUGUUGUUGAUGAUGAAACAAUUGUUGCUUAUUUAACUGAAGAUGGACAAUUAAUUGUUGAAGGAAAAUAUCAUGCAUGGGCAUGGAAAGAAAUUAAAAGAAAAAGAAAAUUGGAUCAACAACAACAAGAUACAAAUUUAAUAAUAACAUCUCCUAUUCUUCUUCCACCACCAGCACCACUUUCAAAAUCUUCAACAGAUUCAAAUUUAAUAUCAACAAGAACUGAUGGAAGUAUGGAACAAGACAAGAUACAACCGUCACUCGUAUCUAAUAAACAACGAAUUGUGUUCAACAACAACAACAAUUAUAUUAACUAUAACAAUAAUAAUAAUAAUAAUAAUAAUUUUAAUGAUAAUAAUAAUAACAAUAAUAAUAAUGAUAACAACAAUGAUAAUAAUAAUAAUACUAAUAAUAAUAACAAUAAUAUUAUUAAUAAUAAUAAUCAUAUUAAUCCUACAAACAGAAUUGAAAAAUUAGAUAACAAUAGAACUGUCAUAUAUGUUGGUGAACCAUCAAUAUCACAACAACAACAAUAUACAGAUACAAGAAGUGUAGGUGAUAUAAUCAAUCGUUUUAAUACUUUCAAUACAACAUCUGCACCGGCGAUUUGGGAUGGACAGUAUACAUUUACGAACGAUAAUCCACCUUUUCUUAUAUAUCACAUUCGUUUACCAUUUGAAGCAUCAACAGAUUCUAUUCGUAUACAAUCUGAUCCACAAUUACAUGUAUUAAAAAUUUUUAUUGAACAACAAGAGAGAAGUUUAUUACCACAUCAACAACAAAGUAAAGUUAUUAUACGUUCAACAUCACGUAUUUGUCGUUUACCAAGAGAUCAUAUGUAUGAUUAUACACGUUUACAUGUUGUAUUUCUUAAAGAUAAUUAUCUUCGUAUUGAAUUACCUACAAUAAAUUGA